UAUAAUUUAUAUUUUAUAGUACGUCUUCUACCAAUAAUUAAUACUUGAAUUUGAAUACUUCGAACAUCCAUCCUCGACCUAAGAGUUAGGAGAUAAAUCGUGGUUGAGUGGUUCACAAUCUUGUAAUAAUGAAAGUACUUUUCUUGUAAAAUAUAAAUUACAUUUUUAAUUGUAGUUUUUAGAAACUAUCAUCAUUGAUUAUUUAUUUUCUUUAUCUAUGUCUAUGUUUCAUACUAAAUGACUGACAUUUUUAAAGAUUUGAGCGAUAUUUGGGAUAGGCUGUUUAGUCACCGUCCAUUUUUGCAAGGAGAAAUUAAGUAUUUUUUAUCAGAAUUUGAUAAAAAAUCAUAUAGAGCUGAUGAAGAAAAUCUAAAAAAAAUCAGUGAACUCGUUAGUGAUUUAAAAGAAAAGAAAAUUGAAAGAUUUUUGCAAUCAAGUGGUGAAAAUUUAUUUUUAUUGAAUUCUGCCAUUAAUGAAGCUUUGAAUUUGAGUCAAGCAAUUUUGGAUCAAGAAAAUAACAUAAUUUCAGAAGAAGACUUGAAAACUAAAGAAGAAUUUCACGAAAGACGUCAAAGAGAAUUGGAAACAUUUAAGUCUGAUUUGAAAACUAGAUAUGAAAGUAUAGAUAAAGAUAUUGAAGAUAAGGUAGAAGCAAUUAAAAUACAUUUUGAAGAAGACAUAAAUAAACUUAUUGCUGACAAUCAGUAAAAUAUGGAUUAUAAAAUUAAAAUAAAAACUGAUCCCCAGUUUUUGGAUCUGUUUAAGAAAAUUGAAAAGUCCAAAGUUGACAUUCCUGCCCAUGUCAGUGAAUGUUUUUCUGUUAAAAUGUUAGACCUAGAAGCCUUCAAGUGGUUUAGUGAAAAUUUGAAAAAAAUUGAUGGUCCCCCUCUACACACAUUAAUCACUGAAGAUAGUAUAGUCUUACCUAGUCCACCAAUUGUCGAGUCGAGUCCAGAGUACAAAGAAAAAAUGAGAAAAUUGGAGCAACGUCUAAAGAAUAAAGAAUAUGAUGCUAUGACAAAAAAUGUAGAUUUUCGGAGAGUUAGACUACCCGAAGAUACAAUUUCUUAUCAAAUUAAACAAAUUAAUAGACAGUUGAUAGCAGUCCUUCAAUUUGUGAUUUCAACAGCUGCUGGUUUUUUAUUCGGAUUUUUGGGUAUUGAGUUAAUGCUAAGUACAACCUUUGAUUUAGGUUUUAAGUUAUUGUUGGGAAUCAUAUGUGCUUUAAUUAUAGCAUUAGCUGAAAUUUACUUUUUAGCCAAAAAAUUAUCUGAAGAUUUUGAGUCAUUAGAUACAACUGGUGGCAAAGUGCAUCAAGAUUAAUUGUUGUAGUUAAUUUAUCUAACUAUUUCUUAUUUUUCUCAAAUUAUUAAAAUUCUAAAAACUGUUUAAAACUAUGGGGCAAGAAGUGUUUAUGUUAUUGUCUAUUAAUUUAUAUAUGCAAAAUUGAUAAAACAUUUCUUUAUUUUAUAAAAAUAUUAAUUGGUUUUAAUUGUUAAAUUAUUUAAAUACUGCUUUAAAUAUAUUUUUUUUAUGGAUGUAGACAUGUAGCAUUGUAAUAUAGUUGUAAAGUUUGCAGAUUUGAUCAAUGAAAGUUUUACAUAUUGAAUAUAAUAUUUAUAAAUGUUUUAACUUUUGUAUUAAAAUGGCGCAAAUGUGUUGUUAAUGGACUGUCUGACUGAUUCCAAUUAUUAUUGUAUAAUACUUCAAUACCUAUUUUACGAUUUUAUUAUUUUGUUUUAAUGAAUGUUCAUUAUGAACAGUGGCAUCAUUUGAGUUUUAUUAUAGGGAUUUCACGCUUGAAAGUCAUUACCUACUUGACAUUUUUUUUUUUGUGAAGCUGACAUUGAAAAUAAAAUUUUGAAAAUCAAUGAA
Molecule: messenger RNA, 1875 nt
Organism: Acyrthosiphon pisum (pea aphid)
Lineage: Eukaryota; Metazoa; Arthropoda; Insecta; Hemiptera; Aphididae
Product: biogenesis of lysosome-related organelles complex 1 subunit 5
Exons: 5
Coding region: 712-1323 (203 amino acids)
Biological process (GO): vacuolar proton-transporting V-type ATPase complex assembly
Cellular component (GO): transport vesicle; endomembrane system; BLOC-1 complex
Source: RefSeq, a predicted model, not a curated record